Molecule: messenger RNA, 2082 nt
Organism: Podospora pseudocomata
Lineage: Eukaryota; Fungi; Ascomycota; Sordariomycetes; Sordariales; Podosporaceae
Exons: 7
Coding region: 130-2082 (650 amino acids)
Biological process (GO): translation; nucleolar large rRNA transcription by RNA polymerase I; RNA polymerase I preinitiation complex assembly
Cellular component (GO): ribosome; RNA polymerase I core factor complex
Molecular function (GO): structural constituent of ribosome; RNA polymerase I core promoter sequence-specific DNA binding; protein binding
Source: RefSeq, a predicted model, not a curated record
AAAUAUUUAGCCACUGAUACAAGUGAGCUCUCUCCCUUUGAGCUGAUUUUUUUUCCCUUCGAUUUUUCUACAACCACACAAACGCUACUUUUCUUCUCAUCACAGGUUAGUAGUCGAUUCGGAAACACGAUGGUCCCGCCGCGAAAACACCACCGCUUUCCCUCGGGGCAGACAUGCUCGGAGUGCCCCGCGAAAAAGUGGUAUCUGGAUAACGGGAUGAGGUUUUGCCAGAAUGGGCAUCGGGUUGAGGGUUAUGUACAAUUCGACGUUGAUCAAGAAGGCGACGGGUUCGGGUCCAUGGGCAAGACGCUGACGGUGAAGAAGGAGAAGAGGGAGAAGCCGAAGCAGCAGUUGAGUGGGAAUGAGGGGAGGAAGUUGUAUUUGGAGUGCUUGCAGCUUAUUUUGAGGAAGCAGUUGAGGUGGUUGAUUAAAGAGAAGAGGUUGAAUGGGGAGUUGGAGGGGGUGGUGAGGGAUUUGUGGUUGCUGAGGGUUGGGGGGUUUAAGGGGAUUGAGAAAAAGAGGGAGGAGGCUGGGGAGGGGGAGGCUGGGGAGAGGAGGAAGAAACGGAGGAGGGGGGUUAGUGCGGAUGAGGGGGAGGAGGAAGAGGGGGGGUUGAUGAUGUUUAGUAGCCAGACGGAGGGGGAGGGGGAAAAGGGAAAUAGGAGGAGGGAUUGGGGGAGUGAGUUGUGGGAUUUGCCGGGGGUGAUGGAUACGUUGGGGUUGGUUUAUUUGGGGUGUGUGAUGAGGGGGGAGCCGGUGAGGGUGGGGGAUGUUUGGAGGUGGGCGAGGAAUGGGUGGAUGCCGUAUUUGUCGGCGAUUGAUUACAUACCCAAGGAGUGGAAGGACCGGCUGCCGAUUUGGGCUCAUCAGAGCUUGUUGACGAGAUAUGUCAAAUUCAAGGGAGGAGAGCUUCAUAAGAGAGUUAUGGGGUUGCUGAUAGGGUAUAAGGAGAAUCAUGGGUUGAUUUUUCCGGCUGUGGCGGCGCCGCCGUUGCUGUUUUUGAGUAUCAAGGAUUUGGCUCUUCCGGCGGACGUUCACCCAUACGCACAAAACAUCUGCGAAUUACUCCAGCUACGUUACUCUUUCCCGACCAGAGAGACAAACCACGAGCGACAUACUCUUCUCGACAUCCCAGACGUCCUGUUAACGGCAGCUUUAGUCGUGGCAACGAAAUACCUCUACCCCCUCGAUUCCAUCGACCGACACCCGCGCGAUCACAACGACGUCUUAUCCAUGAAGAUGAACUGGAAAGUCUGGGAACAGGAAUUCGCCAAUCACGAAGACAAGAAGCCACCGAUGUUGGAAUUCGAGGGCAUGAACCCCCAGAAAAUCUGGACCAUGGACAAGAAGGAUAUCACCGAACUACUGAACUGGUUUCAAGACACGCAAAUUGAGAAGAACCCCACCAAUGAAACGGAAAUCGACCGUCUAUUUCCUCUCGAAAGGAUUCCGCCUGUGCCUAGAGUGCAAGGGCCGACUGAGGACGAGACUGAGGCGCGGUUACAAAGGGUCGGGAAGGCCAUGCAGUUGAUCAAGCCACAGCUGGACGCGAUGACAAGAACUGGUGGUGGUGGUGUGAUCAAGACGAAAAGGGUCGGUUCUGAUUAUCGAGAGUAUAGGUUUGUGGAGGAGCUUGAGGGGCACGCAAAGAGGUUCUACGAGGUUGUUGCAGACAUUUCCGGCAUGGGUUUGGAGGAGUUGAUCUUCGUGAAGACCCUCACGGGUAAGACCAUCACCCUCGAGGUCGAGUCCUCGGACACCAUCGACAAUGUCAAGGCCAAGAUCCAGGACAAGGAGGGCAUCCCCCCUGACCAGCAGCGCCUGAUCUUUGCUGGCAAGCAGCUCGAGGAUGGCCGCACCCUCUCCGACUACAACAUCCAGAAGGAGUCUACCCUCCACUUGGUCCUCCGCCUCCGCGGUGGUAUCAUUGAGCCCUCGCUCAAGGCUCUUGCCUCCAAGUUCAACUGCGACAAGAUGAUUUGCCGCAAGUGCUAUGCCCGCCUCCCUCCCCGUGCCACCAACUGCAGAAAGCGCAAGUGCGGACACACCAACCAGCUCCGCCCCAAGAAGAAGCUCAAAUAA